Pseudophryne corroboree (corroboree frog) is the source of this 2209-nucleotide messenger RNA. RefSeq names its product gastrula zinc finger protein XlCGF57.1-like. The record is from RefSeq and is a predicted model, not a curated record. Lineage: Eukaryota; Metazoa; Chordata; Amphibia; Anura; Myobatrachidae. Gene Ontology annotation, biological process: regulation of transcription by RNA polymerase II. Gene Ontology annotation, cellular component: chromosome. Gene Ontology annotation, molecular function: chromatin insulator sequence binding. The transcript is spliced from 2 exons. Bases 276 to 2147 code for a protein of 623 amino acids.
GGGUUUCCUCGCAUGCGUCAAUGUACUAUAACUCCCGAGAGCACCCGCGCGCUGCAGCCCCAGGCCGAUGUCAACACAGCACAGCUGCAGCCCCUCCCAGACGGGGAGAAGGUCCCGGAGCCGGUGACCGAGGGAGGAUGGAUACGCUGGCUGCCAAUAAGCGCUCACUCUGCGCAUGUUACGCCCAAUAGGCUCCCAGGCGGCCAUUUUGUGCAUCAUGGGAGGGCUGGCAACUUUGGAAGCAGAUGCACGUGACGUGACCCAAAGGUGAACCCAUGGACAGUAACACGUCUGACAGUUUCCACACCACUCUUCCUGCACAAGAUUCAAGAAGUACAUUUAGAGGUGACAACAAUGAGACAAGGAACAGAAAAGGACAGCCUGCGCAGUGUGUAACCAAUGAAUCCACAUCACUUGGAGAACCAGCGACCAAACCAACCAGUGAUUACACACUCACGGAACAUGCACACUCAGACUGUAAGUCUAGUCCUACAAAAUCAGAGUCCGAAUCUUGCGAGGAAGUGUUUGGGAGUAACCAUGAUGAUGCAUUUGCUCAAGUUAAGGAGGAAUCCUUUUCACACGAGGAGGAAAAUUCUAUGGAUGAUAACAUUUUUACAGCAACCGAAUGCACUUCUGUGUGUGUGAAGGAAGAGCCAGACUGGGACGAAGAAGGACACAUGGCAAGUCCUAAUGCCCAACUUUCACACUUAGAGGGCAAAACAGUUCAGGUUAAAGAGGAAGCCAUUAACUCCUUAGAAGGAAGUCUUGCAGACAUUGUGACUUUUACUGUUCCAGAUUAUAGCCCCUCCCAAUACAUGCUCUCUGUUAGCCACAGGAAUGACUGCUCCAGGGAGCAAGGAAACGUAGCUGGCCGAGAAGCUGCCGCAAAGGUGGUGAGUAACCGCUCAGAGUGCCAGAAGCAUUUUGUAAGCGGGAAAGAUCUUCUUACACAUAGGGCAAUACACAAAGGAGAAAACGUGGGUUUCUCACUAAGUUUGACACAAGUUGAUGAUGCUCUUACAGACCAACAGAAACCAGUAAAACUAUUUAUAUGUUCCUACUGUGGGAAAUCGUAUAACCACAUAACUCACUUUAAUGUACACCUGAGGAUUCACACAGGCGACAAACCUUUCUCAUGCAACGAAUGUGGCAAAUGUUUUAUCCGGAAGUCGGAACUUAGCGCUCACCACAGAAUUCACACAGGAGAGAAGCCCUUUGCCUGUUCCAUUUGUGGAAAGAGGUUCGCCAAUCGCUCAAAUGUUAUCUCGCAUGAAAGGAUUCACACAGGGGAAAAACCAUUUGCGUGUCCUGACUGUGGGAAAUGUUUUACAGACCGUUCCGGACUUUAUACUCACAAGCGAGUUCACACACGUGAGAGGCCAUUUUUAUGUUCUGACUGUGGGAAACGUUUCCCUACUAGAUCACAUCUCAUCACCCAUCAGAGAUUUCACACAGGGGAGACUCCCUUUCCUUGUUCCGGAUGUGGGAAAAGUUUUACCAGCAACUCUAUUUUGGCCACGCAUCAGAAGACCCACACUCAGGAGAAAUCCUUUGUGUGCGUGGAAUGUGGUAAAAGUUUUGCAAGUAACACAAAUCUUGCAACCCAUCAGAGAAUACACACAGGAGAGAAGCCAUUUUCCUGUCCUGACUGUGGGAAAUGUUUUUCCGACCGCUCUUGUUUUUCUGUACAUAAAAGGGUUCACACUGGAGUGCAGCCCUACACCUGUGCUCGGUGUGGGAAGUUUUUUCCUAGUCGGUCACACCUUGUCAGGCAUGAGAGAAUUCACACAGGGGAGAAGCCAUUUGCAUGUCUGGAGUGUGGGAAGAGUUUCAACUGUAAGACCAGUCUUGUAGCGCAUCAGAGAAUUCACAGCGGCGAAAAGCCAUUUUCAUGUACUGAGUGUGGGAAGUGUUUUAGGGGCCGGUCAGGGGUUAUUGCCCACCAAAGGAUUCACACAGGCGAGAAGCCAUUUGCAUGUUCGGAGUGUGGGAAAUGUUUCACUGACCGUUCAGGCCUCAUUACACAUCGAAAACUUCACAUAGGGAAUAAACCGUUUGAAUGUCCAGAAUGUGGGAAAUGUUUUGUGCUGAAACACUAUUUGACCAGGCACUUGGCAAAGCAUGUAGUUAGAGUCACUGUUUCCUAACCAUAGACGUGUCUAACACUACUCAUUUCUCUUUCCACACAAUAAACACUUCUCCUUUCCAA